AGUAACGCCACACCGGUCCGGAAACAAGUAGACUUGGGUGCGAAGGCGAUUGCGGCAAAGGCAAACCGAUCGCCUCUAUCGAUGGCGUCGCCCAUCUGAUUAGGUGGAGUUCAGGGUUCUUGCAAGAGGUUUCUUCCCGAUUCUUCUUCUUCCUCUCAGAUGUCUUUGUACGUGGGUCAUCUUUCUUCCCAUAUUCGACAAGAGGAACUUGAACGAGUUUUCCGAAGGUUUGGGUGGUGCAAUGUACAGCUCAAAGAUGGUUAUGGCUUUGUUGUGUAUCAAGCUCCUCCAGAUGCAGAGAGAGCUCUUAGAUCCUUAAGAGGAAAGCCUAUAUGUGGGGAGCAAAUAACUAUUAAUUGGUCAAACAGACAGCCCAGACCUGUUCAACGAUUAGCGAGGACGACCAGAUUUAAUGAACCCCUUCAACGAAGGAACUUUAGGGAAGAAAAUGAGGAGGUUGGUAUCAGGGGUUCUAAUGCUAGGAGGGGCUUUUAUGCUAGGACAUUCCAUAGCUCGAUGUAUAACCGUGAAAGACAAACUUUGGAUGAUGCACUUGAUAAAAAGAGGGGCCGUACCACUGACGAUAUCACUGACAUUGAAGGGGAUAAAGGUGUAAAUCUAGGAAUGACGAAUGAAGGUGGUAUGAGGGCUCUUGAUCAAGUAGAAAAUGAUCGAUGGGGUGAGCCUAGUAUAGACACAUUGAAUAGCAAUGGAAUUGAUAAUGGAGAUGAGUUUGACCGUUAUGAACCUUACCAUGGGUAUGAUAAAAGGGAUGAGAAUGAAAACGUCCAGAUUGAUAGCCCUAGUUCUAGGGAUAGAGGUAUUUCUCGAGAAAAGAGGCAGAGAGAGAACUCUAUUCAUGGUAACGACAGAAAAAUUGAUAUGUUAAAACCCCAGCAGACUUGUUAUAAAUGUGGUCAAGUUGGUCACAUAAUGCGUACCUGCCCUAAAACAGAUGCUCGAAGAGAGAAAUUUAGCAAAUUUAACAGCAGUAAGGAAGAAGUAAAUGUUAGAGAAAAAGGAAGACGAAUAAAGAGGUUUAGAUCGAAUUCAUGGGGAUCACCUGAUAUCAGUAGAGAUCCAAUGGUAUCAAGGCGUCACAAACGGGAUAGAAAGGAAUAUCAUUCUGUAAAGGCUAGAGGAAUGAGCAGGGAAUGUGAGAGAUCUCCAGAAAGUAGGAAAAGACACAGGCCAAAGCUCAGAAAAGAUUUUCCAUCUAAAAGAAAAAGCAAGCUGGAAAAUGGAGCAUCGAAAAAGGCACUGAAAAAAGGACGGCAUAGGAAAUCUAGUACACCAUCUUCUUCUUCUGCAUCUGAUAGAAGCAGCUCACAGUUGCAUUCUAGGUCGUCCAGAUCUGUUACUGGUUCUAGUUCUCCUUCACACUUGAGAUCUGCAUCUUCUCGGUCUCGCUCAGUUUCUGAUUCAAGUUCCUCUUCCUACUCGAAAUCUGUGAGCUCUAUAUCUAAGUCAAGGUUAAGGUCGAGGUCAAAGUCAAAGUCAAAGUCAAGGUCUCAGUCGAAGUCAAGGUCGAGGUCAAGAUCAAGAUCACUGUCCUUAUCUGUCUCACUGGAGCCGAAGGUAACACCAUCGAAUAACAAGCAAAUAGGGCACUCCACCAAAACCUCCUCAGAUGAGAAUGUGACAAGCCCCACAUCUGAGCAAUUGGAAUGUAACAAAGCUGACGAUGCAUGUACAAUGUUGGAAGAUGGAAACCCAAGCACUUCUUUCAAGGUGGAUAACGAAAUUAGUGGUGAACAUUUUGGGUAUAAUGUAGAUGUCGUGGAGGAUCCCACAAUCAGGACUGAUUAUAAUGAGAAAAAUAUAUGCUCAGAUCAUUCUAAAUAUGAGAGCGACCAACAUGAAGAUCUCCCUCUUAAGCUGAAGAGAUGGACAUCCACCCAACAAGAGGCAAGCAGUUCCACUAGAUUAACAACAGAGGAGAUGUUCUUAGCUCUGAAACACUAUGGAUUGGAAGCUCCAGAAGAGAGCCACAGUAGCAUAACUGUGGAGGAAUACUUUGGUGCUGCUCGAAUGUGGCCAUGGGAAAUGAUCUAUUAUCGGCAGUCGAAAAAGGGUCCUAUUUCUACUGAGAACUACGCAAGGCGGCUUGAACAAAAUAGGCAAUUUGGUAUUGUGGAUAAGUACAUCAGAAGCAGUAGUGGUUGGGGAGAACACAACCGACAACAGGAUACAUGAUUAACACUUUGGUACUGCAGCAAAGUAGGCAACCUCCAGCAUCAUUUUCGUUGAGUGCAAAUGAUCUAUUUGUCCGGUAAGAAAACUCGUUUUGUACCAAAUUUGAUUCAGCAACGUACCUGAACCCCAGCAACUGAUGACGAGAUCCUUUUCUGAAAAAAAAAAAGGAAAAAAGAAAGCAUUUGGAUGAACUUGCAUGUAGCAGAGGAAUCUGCAUCUUGCGUUGCAGUAAUAUGUAUUUUGUUUUCAGAAACAAGUAAAUCGAGGUUGUUUUUUGUUC
Messenger RNA from Musa acuminata AAA Group (dessert banana), 2476 nucleotides. RefSeq lists its product as uncharacterized. Gene Ontology annotation, molecular function: RNA binding; zinc ion binding. The transcript has 2 exons. The record is from RefSeq and is a predicted model, not a curated record. Bases 160 to 2196 code for a protein of 678 amino acids. Lineage: Eukaryota; Viridiplantae; Streptophyta; Magnoliopsida; Zingiberales; Musaceae.